AAACAAGCCGUAACCAUUGAUUAUUUUAGUUCCCCAGUACGAAAAAAAUAAGAUGCUAAAAAAAUUCAGCUGGAACUUUUAUUCUUCAGGACAGAUAAAUCAAAAUUUUGAAAAGAAGAUAUUAAAGAGGAGAUCCACGCUCUAAAGAGAAACCAGAAGAGAAAAGCAACCAUGAAACAACCGAGUCGUUACUCCCAGCAUCAUCAUCUUCUUCUAAUCGUCUCAAUAAUUAUCUUCUCUUUUGUGAUUUCUACAAGAUCGGAAGUUAUUACCCUAACUCCUGAUACUUUCUCUGAUAAGGUGAAGGAAAAGGACACUGCAUGGUUUGUGAAAUUCUGCGUUCCAUGGUGUAAACACUGUAAAAACUUGGGGUCACUUUGGGAGGACUUUGCGAAAGUCAUGGAAGGAGCAGAUGAGAUAGAGAUAGGAGAAGUGGAUUGUAGUACUAGUAAGCCUGUGUGCACCAAGGUCGACAUACAUUCAUAUCCUACAUUUAAAAUCUUCUAUGAUGGGGAAGAAGUUGCAAAAUAUAACGGAACAAGAGACGUCGACUCGCUCAAAGCAUUUGUUUUGGAUGAGGCAGAGAAAGCAGCAGCCAACGCGCUGCUUGACAGUGAUAAAGAAUUGUAAUGGGUAGGAGACUAGGAGGUUUAUCUGUAAGUUAGUUAUGUUGGCUACAAAUAUGAAGAAGGCAAAAAUUUUGUGCAGUGGAUUUUUUUUUUUGGGAGAAUUUAGCUGUGUUAGCUCAUUACUUGGUCAAUCAUUCCAUUUGCUUCCCCAUAAUUCUCUGCAACAGUUUUCAACUGGAUCGCCCUUAAAGUUGUGUUUUUUUUCUUCCCUUGAUCGUUUUUA
Molecule: messenger RNA, 852 nt
Organism: Papaver somniferum (opium poppy)
Lineage: Eukaryota; Viridiplantae; Streptophyta; Magnoliopsida; Ranunculales; Papaveraceae
Product: protein disulfide isomerase-like 5-1
Exons: 4
Coding region: 172-630 (152 amino acids)
Biological process (GO): protein folding
Cellular component (GO): endoplasmic reticulum
Molecular function (GO): protein disulfide isomerase activity
Source: RefSeq, a predicted model, not a curated record